Molecule: messenger RNA, 882 nt
Organism: Fonsecaea erecta
Lineage: Eukaryota; Fungi; Ascomycota; Eurotiomycetes; Chaetothyriales; Herpotrichiellaceae
Exons: 2
Coding region: 1-882 (293 amino acids)
Biological process (GO): phosphatidic acid biosynthetic process
Cellular component (GO): membrane; endoplasmic reticulum
Molecular function (GO): 1-acylglycerol-3-phosphate O-acyltransferase activity
Source: RefSeq, a predicted model, not a curated record
AUGUUCUUCCUCUUGCGCUACACUCUGUAUUUCCUAGGCUUCUACUUCGUCACCAUGCUGUCCUGCUUCGCUCUCUAUACCUAUCUCCCGAAGCCUCCUAGGAUCCUCGGCUUCGUCGCCCGCUCCAUGGCCGCCUAUAUCAGCCUCAUCGCCUGCGCCGCCUAUGGCACAAUAUCCUCUGCGAUCCUCCGAGUUCUGGGGUUACAUUUUGCAUAUGCACAGUGGACGACGGCCAAGGCGUUCAAGAAUCUCUGUGCCUACACGGUGGGCGUCAAAUUCGACGUUCUGGACAACGGCUACGAGAUCCUGAACAACACCCGCCCCGCGGUUUUUAUCGUCAACCACCAAACAGAGCUAGAUGUGCUGUUGCUGGGUUGGAUAUGGCCGAAAUACUGCUCCGUCACGGCCAAGAAAUCACUUCGCAACGUCCCCUUCUUGGGCUGGUUCAUGGCCCUCUCGGGCACCGUUUUCAUCGAUCGGGUGGACCGAAGUGCGGCCUUGAAAGCUUUCGAGGGCGCUGCCAGGACCAUGCGAGAGAAGAGACAGAGCGUCGUUAUCUUCCCCGAGGGUACGAGAAGUUAUUCCACCGAACCGAUGCUACUCCCUUUCAAGAAGGGCGCUUUCCAUCUGGCUGUGCAGGGCGGUGUGCCAAUAGUACCGGUUGUGGCAGAGAACUACAGCAGUGUGCUGAACCCCAAAACGAAGAGGUUUAAUGCCGGAACAAUCCGAGUCAAAGUGCUCGAUCCUAUUCCUACAAAAGGCCUCACGGCGGCGGACGUCGAUAAGCUAACACAAGAAACUCGCGAAAAGAUGCUCAAUGCCCUUACGGCUAUGGGCAAAGACUCGAAGUCACUAUCUAUACAGAACAAAAAGGACUCCUAA